GAAAGGAACAGGGAUCCCAUCCUAAAUGUCUUGAAGCAAAUUAUUUCUCCUGACGGCCUCGUUAAUGUUUUGGAAAUCGCCUCAGGGUGGGGAUAUCAUGUGACAUAUUUUGCGAAAUUCUUUGAUAACGUCAAGUGGCAACCAACAGAUGGAGAUCAGUCUUGUGUUAACAAAAUCAAUCAGAAACUUGCCAGCAGUAAUAAAAACAAUUCAAAUAUUUCCAAACCACUUGCAAUCGAUGCAACUACAAAUCAUUGUGUUUGGUUCAAUGGUAUGUACCAAAGAUGUCAUUUUGAUUGCAUUCUCUGCAUAAAUAUGACUCACAUUUCAAAAUGGCAAGCAACUGAGGGUUUAUUUUCUGGCUCCAAUUAUUAUUUGAAACCAAAUGGAUCCCUUGUUAUAUAUGGUCCGUUUAUUGUUUAUGGAGAUUUCAUUCACAAGAACAACAUCAGUUUCGAUAAGCAGCUCAAAUCCCAAACUCUUGAGUGGGGACUGAGAGAUGUUUCACAGUUGAACAAAGUUGCUGAAGACAAUGGAAUGAAGUUGGAGAAAAUUUUUGAUAUGCCUGCAAACAACAAAACAUUGAUUUAUAGGAAACAU
This is a messenger RNA of Helobdella robusta, 600 nucleotides long. RefSeq lists its product as hypothetical. The transcript has 7 exons. The annotation marks the transcript as partial. Lineage: Eukaryota; Metazoa; Annelida; Clitellata; Rhynchobdellida; Glossiphoniidae. The record is from RefSeq and is a predicted model, not a curated record.